Tupaia belangeri chinensis (Chinese tree shrew) is the source of this 1585-nucleotide messenger RNA. RefSeq names its product P2X purinoceptor 6-like. Gene Ontology annotation, molecular function: structural constituent of cytoskeleton; extracellularly ATP-gated monoatomic cation channel activity; purinergic nucleotide receptor activity. Gene Ontology annotation, biological process: response to ATP; calcium ion transmembrane transport; microtubule-based process. Lineage: Eukaryota; Metazoa; Chordata; Mammalia; Scandentia; Tupaiidae. Gene Ontology annotation, cellular component: plasma membrane; microtubule; cell junction. The record is from RefSeq and is a predicted model, not a curated record.
CAGCUUCGGGGGCGGCACCGGCUCCGGGUUCGCGUCCCUGCUCAUGCAGCGGCUCUCGGUGGACUAUGGCAAGAAGUCCAAGCUGGAGUUCACCAUCUACCCAGCCCCCCAGGUGUCCACGGCCGUGGUGGAGCCCUACAACUCCAUCCUGACCACCCACACCACCGAGGACUCCGACUGCGCCUUCAUGGUGGACAACGAGGCCAUCUCCGACAUCUGUCGGCGCAACCUGGACAUCGAGCGCCCCACCUACACCAACCUCAACCGGCUCAUCGGGCAGAUCGUGUCCUCCAUCACUGCCUCCCUGCGCUUCGACGGGGCCCUCAACGUGGACCUGACGGAGUUCCAGACCAACCUGGUGCCCUACCCCCGCAUCCACUUCCCCCUGGCCACCUACGCCCCGGUCAUCUCGGCCGAGAAGGCCUACCACGAGCAGCUGUCCGCGGCCGAGAUCCCCAGGGCCAACCAGAUGGUCAAGUGUGACCCUCGCCACGGCAAGUACAUGGCCUGCUGCAUGCUGUACCGGGGGGACGUGGUCCCCAAGGACGUCAACGCGGCCAUCGCCACCAUCAAGACCAAGCGCACCAUCCAGUUUGUGGACUGGUGCCCGACGGGGUUCAAGGGCGAGAACGUGUUCUUCUUGGUGACCAACUUCCUUGUGACGCCAACCCAAGUCCAGGGCAGGUGCCCAGAGAACCCCGCCAUCCCGCUGGCUAGCUGCUGGGCCGAUGAGGACUGCCCUGAAGGGGAGACCGGGACGUUCAGCCACGGCAUUAAAACCGGCCAGUGUGUGGUUUUCAAUGGGACCCACAGGACCUGCGAGAUCUGGGGCUGGUGCCCCGUGGAGAGUGGCACCGUGCCCACGAGACCCCUGCUGGGCCAGGCUGAGAACUUCACCCUGUUCAUCAAAAACACCGUCACCUUCAGCAAGUUCAACUUCUCCAAGUCUAACGCCUUGGAGACCUGGAACGCCACCUACUUCAAGAGCUGCCGCUAUGACCCCCACUCCAGCCCCUACUGCCCCGUGUUCUGCAUUGGCGACCUUGUGGCUCAGGCCGGAGGGACCUUUGAGGACCUGGCAUUGAUGGGUGGCGCGGUGGGCAUCAGCGUCCACUGGGACUGUGACCUGGACGUGGGGGGCUCCGACUGCUGGCCCCACUACUCCUUCCACCUGCAGGAACGGAGCUACAACUUCAGGACAGCCAGUCACUGGUGGGAGGCCUCAGGCGUGGAGGCCCGGAGCCUGCUCAAACUCUAUGGGAUCCGCUUUGACAUCCUGGUCACGGGGCAGGCAGGGAAGUUUGGGCUCAUCCCCAUGGCCAUCAUGCUGGGCACCGGGGCGGCCUGGCUGGGCGUGAUCACCCUCCUCUGUGACCUGCUGCUGUUGUACGUGGACAAAGAAGCCCAUUUCUACUGGAAGACAAAGAACGAGGAGGCAAAGGCCCUGAAGACAACCACUAGGCCCGUGUGGUCUGAGUUGGCGUUCACGCCCCUGAGCCCAGGUGCCUUAGCUGGGUCCAGCUCCAGCCCCGAGGAAACUCACACCCCGCCCGCCAUUCCUGAGCUGUAGCUGUCACUGCCCGGU